AUGAAAGGUGCCAUUUAUAUUUUAAUAUUAUCUAUUAUGAACUACUGCCAUGGAUACAACAUAUUGGUGAUGAUGCCUCUCCCAUUGUACAGUCACACCAAGUCUUACUUGCCACUGUUUAUCGAAUUAGCAAAACGAGGGCAUAAUUUAACAAUGGUCAGUCCGUUUCAAUUAAAGGAACCUAUUCCGAAUUUCAACGAAGUUGUAAUAGAGGACAGCCUGAGAGAAAUGCAAGAGAGCAAGCACGACAUAAGAGAUUUCGAAGGAUUUUUUAUGAGACUGUUCGGCCCAAGGUUGUUUUGUAUAAUUAUGCGUCAUAAUGUAUUCAAAUCAGAAAGCUUUAAAGCAUUCUUGAAUGAUACAGAUUCCAAAUUUGACAUGGUCAUUACAGAAACUUUUUUUGGACAGGAGCCAUUUAUAGCCCUAGGGCACAAAUAUGGGGCUGUUCAAGUUUCUGUCCAAACAGUGAACAUAUUCAUGGCCUUAUCUCUGGUUACUGGAAACCCACACAAUCCGGCUUACGUUCCCUCGAGCGUCUUUCCAUCAUCCCGUUAUAUGAAUUUUUGGGAAAGGUCAAAAAGUACAUUUGCUAAUCUACUGGAUUAUCUUAUAUCCCAUGCAGCAUGGCUUUAUUUGGACUAUGAUAUGAGAAGUCGAUUCGCACCAUAUCCCGGAUUCGAAAAUUUGCCGCCAAUAUUAAAUAUGUUUAAGAAUAUUUCUCUUGUUCUACUUGAUAAUCAUAUGGCAACCACUAACCCACGUCCAUAUCUUCCGAAUAUAGUAGAGAUUGGAGGAUUGACUAUCAAAGGAGGAAAUAAACUCGAUGAUGAAUGGGGAAAAUAUUUGAAUGAAUCUGUAGAUGGAGUAAUAUAUUUCAGCUGGGGAUCUAUUUACAAAACAGAAAAUAUGAGGCCUCAUGAACUCGCUGCUUUCAUGUCAGCAUUCGGAAAGCUAAAACAAAGAGUGCUGAUGAAAGCAGAUGAAGAUACCCUGCCGGGGAAACCUGAUAAUGUUAGACUGGCCAAAUGGGUACCACAAGCUAGCAUACUAGGUCAUCCCAAUGUCCGAGCAUUUGUCAGCCAUGGUGGACUUCAUGGACUUUUAGAAGGAACUUAUCAUGGUGUUCCUAUCAUAGGAACUCCUCUUUUUGCUGAUCAAACGAGCAAUAUUAAAUUUUGUGAAGAGGCUGGUUAUUGCAUAUAUGUUGAUCUCAAUACUGUUACUGAAGGAAUCCUCUUGGAUGCUAUUAACAAGAUACUGACAAAUUCAUCUUAUAAAGAAAAUGCCCUCAUAAGGAGUAAAAUCAUGAAGGAUAAACCUCUAAGUGUCAUGGAUAACGCAAUAUACUGGGUGGAGUACGUUCUUCGGCACAGAGGAGCUACUCACCUGAGAUCUGCGGCUGUAGAACUGUCUUGGUACCAAUAUCUGCUCCUUGAUGUGAUUGUAGUUUGGGGGGCAGUCAUAGUUGUGGCUGUAUUAUUCUUAAGGAAAAGCAUUAAAUAUAUAUGUAAAGCAAGGAGAUCAAAAAGUAAAAAAGACUGA
This is a messenger RNA of Nezara viridula (southern green stink bug), 1542 nucleotides long. NCBI's taxonomy places the organism in Eukaryota, Metazoa, Arthropoda, Insecta, Hemiptera, Pentatomidae. The record is from the annotation of a GenBank genome assembly.